Closterium sp. Naga37s-1 is the source of this 849-nucleotide messenger RNA. The record is from the annotation of a GenBank genome assembly. NCBI's taxonomy places the organism in Eukaryota, Viridiplantae, Streptophyta, Zygnematophyceae, Desmidiales, Closteriaceae.
AUGCGCGAUCCGCUUCUGAAGCGUGGCUCCGCUGCAGUUUGCGGAGCGGUGGCUGCUAAAGCGGCCGCGGGGGGAGACGGCGGAAGGAAACACGAGGGGAGUGAAGUCCCCGGGGGAAAAUGCGAGGAGGGCGAAGGCGCCGGGGGGAAAGGCUCCGGAGACGAAGAGUUGAAGGGGCUUAGGAAGACGGUUAGCGGGAAGAAUCUACGUGAAACGAAAGAGAAGGAGACGAUGCUGAAGGAGAGGCAGAAGACGGAGAAGAGGCAGAAGAGGGAGAAGAAAGCGAAGAAGGGCAAGAAGGAGAAGAAAGAAAAGAAGGAGAGGGAGGAGAAGAAAGAAAAACUUCAGCGAGCGAAGACUAGGGAGGAGGGUGACGGCGAAGGCGCGAGCGCGUGUGAGCGCGCGGAGGGUGACGGUGCGAGAAGGCUUCUGAAAGGAAGGGUCGCGGAGGAGGGUGUUGCGGGAAGGGGCGGCGCGGAGGAGGGAGAUGAGGCGCAACCUACCGGAGCGGAAGCCUCGCGGAAGGGGGGAAGUUCAGCGGAGGAUUGUGCGGAAGAGGAACCCCCCGAGCGCUCCUGGCGCACCGUGUUUUCCGCCGCUUCCUCCGCGGAUCGCUCCCCCAAACCCUCCCGCGGGCUCCUCACCGACCCUGACCCCGUCCCGAUCCAAAGCAGCAGGCUCGGGGACGACUUUGCCCCGAGCCAAAGCUUCAGCUUUGGCGUCGGUGACCGCAACGAGGAGGAGGAGAGGAGGAGAGGAGGAUCCGAGGAGGAGGUGGAGGAGAGGAGGAAGCAGAAGAACAGUUUCUAUGCAUGCAUUUCAUGGUCUGGUGCUUCGGGGAGGAAUUGA